This is a messenger RNA of Polypterus senegalus (gray bichir), 2823 nucleotides long. RefSeq names its product tight junction associated protein 1 (peripheral) (gene tjap1). Gene Ontology annotation, biological process: Golgi organization. The transcript has 10 exons. The coding region runs from base 732 to 2756 and encodes 674 amino acids. Lineage: Eukaryota; Metazoa; Chordata; Cladistia; Polypteriformes; Polypteridae. The record is from RefSeq and is a predicted model, not a curated record. Gene Ontology annotation, cellular component: trans-Golgi network.
AGUAAUAUUAACUGGCUAAUGACGAUCACAACGCACGUCAUAGACAGGUUUAAACUCGGAGAUAUUAAUAACAAAAAAAAAUAAUAAGUUCGAUGACGUCUGGGCCAACAACGGCAAUCACUGCCUGCCAGUCGACGUUUCGCCUCGAGUCGCCGCGCGCAGCUCGUACUGCGUGGGGAUUCCUAAGGAUUACCCGGCAUACCCCGCGGGGAGAGAUGGCGGCGGCAGCGGACAAGGAAUGAGAUAAACUUUAUCCCGGAGAGCAGCCACCGGAACGGGGAAAGCCGCGCGACCUGCUGACGGCUGGGAGACUUGUUUGCUCCGUCGCUUGCCGGCGUGAGAGUGUGCGCACUGCGCUCGUGCGUUGUCAGGCAUUUCGGCGUUGCAGCGCGGCUUUUUGGAGCUGUGGGCUCGGGAGAGGCUUUGCAACAGGGUCCGAGGAAAGAAGAAAAAGAAGAAGAAGCGGCGAAAGUUUGUGACCCGGAGACGCAGGCGGAGUGCCAGGAGCGAUAGCGACCGGUUAUCAGUAACUUGAGGUCACAUGCCAGAAGCAGAAGACUGUAUAACAUGUAUUGGGUUGCAUACAGUCAUUAACAAGGAGGAAUGUACCCAGCAACAUGCUUGGUUAAACAGCAUUCUGUGUAUGGUGAAUCGUCAUAUAGACAUAAUACUGCAUCAUACUCCUGCAAUUAGGUUGACAUUCAACGAGAGAAGAGAAGAGAAUUAAUAGAAUGACGAGUGCUGCUCCCAUAAGAAAGCCUUAUCGCAAGGCACCUCCUCAGCAUCGGGAAGUACGACAUGACACAUCUACAUUUCGUCUUGAAUUAGAUGGAAAGAAUAUCUCUUAUCCUGAUGAGCACUGUCAGGAUUCUUUAUCAGAUACUGAUAGAAUCAACGUCCUGCAGCAGCAAAAUGAAGAUCUACGUUGCCGGCUCUCCUUUACCACUCAUAAGAUGGAAGCAAUGGAGUCUGAGUUUAACUCUAGUCAGCACUACAUGGAAACAGAGCUGACAAGAACAAAAGAUGAGUUGGAGAAGAUGAAGGAUAAAUUCCGAAGGCUGCAGAACAGUUAUACGGCAUCACAGAGAGCUAAUCAAGACCUUGAAGAAAAACUUCAUGCUCUACUCAGAAAAGUUGAAAGUGAUAAGAAGAGCAUGGACCAAGAGAUUGUGGAGCUCACCAACAAGCUAUUAGAUGCUAAAAACACAAUAAACAAGCUUGAGGAGCUUAAUGAACGCUAUCGGCAGGAUUGCAAUUUGGCAGUGCAACUCUUGAAGUGUAAUAAGUCACAUUUCAGAAACCACAAGUUUGCUGAUCUUCCCUAUGAGUUGCAAGAUAUGGUCAACAAACACAUGAAAAUUAGUCCCCCAGAUUCUGGUGCAACCAAACCCGAUCCAACUCAGAGCUUGGCCCCUGCUGAUGUUGUUCCUACAUCUGUGAUUGCUCGAGUACUUGAAAAGCCAGAGCCUAUGAUCCUGAAUUCUGCACAGUCAAGCAGUAGCUCUGGACGUCCGGUAGCUGAAGAUGUGUUUGUUCAUGUGGAUAUGACAGGUCCUCAGGGCGAUGAAGCUAAACCGAGUAAGGAAAAUGGUGGACGAUUGCAAGAAAAAGGAAUUGGUCAACAGCAGCAAAAUGGGAUGUGCAUUCGACAGAAUAGUUUGGAGGGCCUGGUGGUUGAAGAAGAAAGUAAUGGAGCAUCAGGUCCAUCUUUUGAGAAGUUAAACCCUUACCCUACUCCUCCUCCACCUCACCCUCUUUAUCCUGGUCGAAAGGUAAUUGAAUUUUCUACUGAUGACAAAGUGAAGAUUCCAAAGAAUAGCCCUCUCCCAAAUUGUACUUAUGCUACCCGUCAAGCUAUCUCACUUAGUCUAGUGCAAGGUGGAGGAGAGGAUGAUGGUGAAAGGCAAAGAAUGGUACCUAACAGCCCUCCAAUAUCAGAACGAGGCUGGCGAUCUGGAGCUUCAUCUUCUUCGGGUGGUGGCAGUGAUAUUAGUGGUGGCAGACGUCCUCAUCCACAAGAUAUCACUGACCUGUGCUCAACUCAUUCUAGCCCUUUUAGCAGCCCUCCACAAGCCCCAAGCACCUUUGCUAGCUCUGCCAGCUCUGAGGAGGAUAUCUUGGCUAAUUGGCAGCGUAUGUUUGUAGAAAAGAUUGCACCUGCCUCUGAGAGUAUCUUAGUCAAUCGCACUUCAUUCAGCAGUGAGACAGCCCAGGAGCUGCAGAGGAGCCUCCUGAUUAAAAGAGUGUCCAGGAAUGAAAAAAGAAGAGGGGAUGAAAGAGGUGCCUAUUCAGAUGGAGAAGAGUCUUCUCUCCAUAGCUGGAGUAUUAGUCGUGAAUCCAGCCAAGACACAGACAACAGUGGCACACAGGCACGUGCCAGGAAGGAUCAGUAUAGUACAGACUUCUCUCACGAGGAGGGGCAGAGGCUUCUGUUGGCUGUAGAUCCUUUGGAGGAUGAAGAUGGAAGUAGUGAGGCCACUGAAACAACCACUGCUACAGUGAUUAAAACCAGCCCCAUAAUAGUUAAAGACGAUAGCGAUGUACAGUUGGCAGAGAGCUCCACAGAAGAGCAGGAUGUCCUGACACAAGAGUUCACUUUGACUAUGCCCAGGUCCUUGAGGACCCCAGAUGAAUAUGAAGAGAAACCUAGCAUGCCCUCUAGACCACUGAAAAGCCCUAAACGAAUGGGGGUACAUCAUCUUCAUCGCAAGGAUAGUCUAACUCGAGCUCUAGAACAUGGUACUUUGUUAGACUAGACUGAGAAUGUUCUCUAAUUAAUCCUGGCCUCUAAAACAGCUGGAGUGUUUUGGAUAUCUGUUUUUU